AUGGAUAUCUCCCAAACAGUUUUCAAAUUCCUCAGUAGCCAAAAGAAAGCAAUUGGUUACAGUUUGAUGGGACUGCUAACAGUGGGAAGUGAGCAUUUAUUUUCUCUUUCUGCUUUUAAGUGUCCUUGCAGCAACAAAAACUACACCUAUGGGCUGGUGUAUCUCUUUGUCCCAGCCUUGGUACUACUAUUUGUUGGGUUUGCACUGAAUGGCAGUACCUGGCAGCUGUUCACAGGCUGUUGUGUGAACCCCAGGAAACUAUUUCCCAAAGGGAAGAGCUGCCAUUUUUUUCAUGCCUUUGGCCAGAUCACCUUAAAGGCUCUUGUAGCUCCCGUGAUGUGGCUUUCUGUGGUUUUGCUCAAUGGGACUUUUUAUGAAUGUGCUAUGAGUGGCUCAAAAAAUCUGAAGUACCUGGAGAUGCUUUGCCACAAUAAAUCCAACAAGUGCUUGGAAGAGCUUCCCAAAGUAGCAUGUGGCCAAACUUCCCUGUCCUCUUGGGAGACUGAGGAGAUCCAACUAACACUUCAAGCGGAAUCUCAGAUCGUAGGGUGGUGUGUGAUAGUUACUGCUGCUUUUCUGUCUUUGUUGAUCACUUGUUAUGGUCACUGCCAAUCUAAUACCAGCCAUCUCCAAAAGAGGUUUUGGAAGAUCUACACUGAGAAGGAGAAGGAACAAUUUGAAAAAUAUUUUGAGGACUAUGCCACCAAAUUGAGCGAAAGAAACCUGAAAAGCUUUUUUGAGAAUAAGAAACUGGAACCCUUUCCCAUGCCAAGUUUCCGGGCCUGGGAAGAAGCUUCUGCUUUGGACUCUUUCAACAUUAACCAGCAGAUCUUCAGCACACUCCAUAAACUAGUGGAAGACAGCAUGAAAGAAAAUGAUUCCAAUGAGACACAAGACACAAUGGUAAACUUAGGUGAAGGAGAAACAGUUUAG
This is a messenger RNA of Trachemys scripta elegans, 933 nucleotides long. Its product is annotated as calcium homeostasis modulator protein 5-like. The record is from RefSeq and is a predicted model, not a curated record. The transcript is spliced from 2 exons. Lineage: Eukaryota; Metazoa; Chordata; Testudines; Emydidae. Gene Ontology annotation, molecular function: monoatomic cation channel activity. Bases 1 to 933 code for a protein of 310 amino acids.